Messenger RNA from Marchantia polymorpha subsp. ruderalis, 5163 nucleotides. The record is from the annotation of a GenBank genome assembly. NCBI's taxonomy places the organism in Eukaryota, Viridiplantae, Streptophyta, Marchantiopsida, Marchantiales, Marchantiaceae.
GGGACAACAGCUCGCACAGGAUGGCAUAAAUCACAGGAUGCUGCUUUGACCUGUGCUCUGCUCUGCUCGAUGUUAUUACGGAGGAGUGAGAUGGAUCAGCAGGAAGGUUUACUGGGAGGCGAUGGGCUUAAUCAAAGAUUAACAGUAGAGAGGAAGGGAAUGAGAAAGAAAUUGUAGUACGGCAUGCAUGUAGCCGGCAAAUGGAGGAGCAGGUUCAGAUCUCCAUGCCGGGGAGGGAACAGAAGAAUGGGACCAAUGGGACCAAUGGGAGCAAUGGGACCACCGGCUAUGGUGAGGCUACCCUACCUGAGAAGCAGGGGAGGGGAGGGGAGGGAGUGAGUCCGUGAGUGAGCGUGUGCUGAGGUGUGGAGUUCCUUCGGAGGUCUUGGAGGGGAGCUCGGAACUCGUUUGUUUGUUUGUGAUCGGGCUCGGCUAUGGUGGUGGUGUUGGUGUGUGUGAAAUUAGUGGCUUAUUUAAAGCCUAGGAGCAACGAGGUUAUAAUUGACCUGUUUGAGACACUUCCACUCCCGCUGCGGGUGGAUUGAUUAGCUCAUCUAAGGGGGCACGCGCUGUGUCGCGCACGACACGCCUCCCGCCCGUGGCCGAGUUUAUCUCACAGGAGAAAACAUCGUAAAAGGUCAGAUUUUCGCGGUCGAUUACCUCACUCAAGCUUUUGGGCCGCGAGGGAGCAGCACAGCAGCGGGAGUACGUUUAUAACGAACUGGCAAAGGAGAGAAGCCACAAGAGUCUCUGGCAGGGGUCGAAUUUUGGCAAUGUUGGGGUUCGAACUGUCGGGACUUGACAACCCAAAGGAUGAAUCUCCCGUUGCGCAAAAAUGCGACAGCGCGGCAUUCUUAGGAGGUUUGAUGCCCAAGAAGGAGGUCGGAGCCGACAGGUUUUUGGAGCGGUUUCCUCAAUAUGAUGGAAGAGGAGUGACUAUUGCUAUUUUUGACUCUGGAGUAGAUCCUGCAGCUGCAGGGUUAGAAACUACUUCGGAUGGCAAGCCCAAAGUCGUGGAUGUUCUUGACUGCACAGGAAGUGGUGAUGUCGAUACAUCUACGGUGGUGAAGGCAGACGGUGAUGGUUACUUAAUUGGAGCCUCAGGUGCUCGACUUCAGGUGAAUAAAUCGUGGAAGAAUCCGUCAGGAGAAUGGCACGUAGGAUGCAAAUUUGCAUUUGGUCUCUUCACAGACACUCUUGUUGCAAGAAUCAAGAAAGAGCGCAAAAAGAAAUGGGCAGAGGAGCAGCGCGAGGCUUUGACAGAGGCUAUGCGGCAGGUUACGGCUUUUGACGCGAAAUAUCCGAAAGUUUCAGACACGGCACUGAAGAAGGAGCGUGAGGAUCUAGUUGCAAAAUGCGAAUUUCUUCAAAAGCUAUCUGAUAGUUACGAAGACAAGGGCCCAAUUAUUGAUGCUGUGGUGUGGCAUGAUGGUGAAGUCUGGCGAGCUGCUUUGGAUACUCAAGAUAUGGAAGGUGACAGUGGACUUGGGAAACUGAUUGACUUCAUUCCCAUGACCAAUUACAGACUUGAACGCAAAUAUGGGAUUUUCAGUCGCAUGGAUGCUUGUAGUUUUGUAACCAAUAUUUAUGACGAGGGAAACAUUUUGAGCAUAGUCACAGACAGUUCUCCCCACGGCACUCACGUGGCAGGAAUUACUGCCGCUUACCAUUCCAAGGAUCCUCUGCUGAAUGGAGUGGCCCCGGGUGCGCAACUUGUGUCCUGUAAAAUUGGUGACUCGCGACUUGGCUCUAUGGAAACUGGCACGGGGUUAACUCGUGGUCUUAUAGCCGUGAUUGAGAACAAGUGUGAUCUUAUCAACAUGAGCUAUGGAGAGCCAACAAUGAUGCCCGACUACGGCCGAUUUAUCGAGCUUGCAACUGAGGUUGUUAAUAAGUACGGGGUGAUAUUUAUCAGUAGUGCUGGAAAUAAUGGGCCAUCUCUUAGCACCGUGACUGCUCCUGGAGGCACCUCAUCCAGCAUCUUAGGUGUCGGUGCUUAUGUUUCUCCUUCAAUGGCAGCUGCUGCACACUCCGUUGUUGAACCUCCUUCACAUGGCCUUCAAUACACCUGGUCAAGCAGAGGGCCAACACCUGAUGGAGACUUAGGCGUUUGCUUGAGUGCCCCUGGAGGUGCCGUUGCUCCAGUGCCCAAAUGGACUCUUCAAAAGCGCAUGUUAAUGAACGGAACGUCCAUGGCGUCCCCUUGUGCUUGUGGCAGCGUUGCUUUAGUAUUAAGCUCCAUGAAGGCUGAAGGGCAAGCAAUUAGUCCCCAUGUAGUGCGGAAGGCUUUGGAAAACACGGCGCUCAAAGUGAGCGAAUGUCCUGAUGAGCCGUUGACAACUGGGCGUGGGCUUUUGCAAGUUGAUAAGGCAUAUGAUUACUUACAAAAAUGCAAGACUUUACCAUCUGUGCUGUACAAAGUCCAGUUGAAUCGAUUUGGCACUUCAGGGGCCACUUUGCGCGGAGUCUACUUGAGAGAUAUUCAGGAUUUGCAGCAGGCCAGCGAGUGGUCUGUGUCAGUGAAACCUCAAUUCCACGAAGAUGCCGAUAAUCUAGAGCUGAUCGUACCGUUUGAAGAACGGUUGCAAAUUGAGAGCACGAGUCCUACUUGGCUCAAGUGCCCAGAUUACCUACUGUUGACCAAUAAUGGUCGCACCUUCAAUAUAGUGGUAGAUCCUACGCAGCUCGAAGAAGGCGUCCAUUAUGGAGAAAUUUUGGGAACCGAUGUAGAAGCCCCAUGGCGCGGACCGUCAUUCCGCGUUCCUGUUACAGUAGUUAAGCCGAUUCAGUUGUCAGCUGGUCAUCCAUCAGUGACAUUUUCUGAUCUAUCAUUUACUCCCGGAUUCACAGACAGAAGAUUUAUUGUUGUUCCAGAAGGUGCAACAUGGGCAGAGAUCUCCAUACGAUGCCACGGAUUUGAUACCCCACGACGGUUUUUGGUUAGUGCUGUUCAGCUGAUGCCGAAGAAGAGACCAAGCGUCUGGGAGACGUAUGCUACUUUUACCUCGCCAUCGACGAAAGAUUUCGCCUUGCCAGUUGAGGGGGGAAUCACUAUGGAGCUUACCCUUGCUCUCUUCUGGUCAAGUGGAAGUGGUAGUCAUAUACCGGCACUGGCAGAAAUCCAGGUCGACUUUCAUGGGCUUCUAGCCAAUGAGCGGGAGCUGUGUAUCAAUGGAAGUGAAUUAGUCACAAGAGUAGAUAUAAAAGCUCCUCUAGCAACAGAGCGGCUGGCGCCUUCGGCAACUCUUACAAGUGUCAGAGUACCAUACAGACCUGUGGAGGCCAAAGUUGAACCUUUAUCUGCAGCUCGGGACAAAUUAUCAAAUGGACGGCAAAUCCAUGCUCUUACGUUAAAGUACAAGUUUACAUUGGGAGAAGCAGCCGAAGUUACCCCUCGCCUUUCGUAUCUGAAUAAUAGAAUUUAUGACUCUGAGUUUGAAUCUCAGUUCUACAUGAUCUUUGAUACCAACAAGAGAGUUCUUGCAAGUGGAGACUGCUAUCCUAAGGGCGUGAGAUUGCCCAAGGGAGACUAUGUUUUGCGCAUGCUUGUCAGGCAUGAUAACCUAAGCUAUUUGGAUAAGCUUAGGAAGAGCCCGUUGCUGCUAGAUAGAAAGUUGGAGGAAAAGAAUCAUGUAAAGCUGAGUUUCUUCUCACAUAUCGAUGGUCCUAUAACGGGAAGUGAUCAAGUCAAGGGGAAGACGCUUGCACCUGGGGAAACAUACCCCCUUUACCUUGGUUCUUCUGCUGAUGACAAGCUACCGAAGGAUUCCUUUCUGGGUUGUACGUUGAUUGGGAAAGUACGGUGGGGAAAACUUUCAAGAGGAAGCACAAAGAAUGACCUGGACGGCGAGGAUUGCCCGGCUUGUUCUCAGCUGUCAUAUGUCAUCCCACCACAAUCCAAGCCAGAAGAGAAGGGAAAAGAGAAGUCUUCAUCUGAAGUGAAGAAAUCAGUAACACAAAGCCUGGAGGAAGAGAUACGUGACGCGAAAAUCAAGGUGCUGUCAAGCCUGUCCAUUUCCACAAAAGAGGAGCGCAAAGACUGGGAUGACUUAGUAGUCGUUCUUCAGACUGAGUAUCCUAAACAUCUCCAACUGAGGGUAGACAUAUUGCAGAAGCUGGCCACUUCCCAGGAGAAGGAGGACAAAUUGAAGGUCAUUCAGGCUGCAGACGACGUCAUAUCGCUUAUCGAUACAGAUGCCCUUGCAAAAUAUUUUGGAUUAAAGAGUGAUUCUGAAGAUUCUGAUGCUGCGCAAAUGAAGAAAGAGAUGGAGACUCAGCGUGAUGCCUUGGCCGAUGCCCUUUACAAAAAGGGCUUGGCGUUAGUCGACAUCGAAGAGCAAGCUCCUGAAACUACCACAUCUACUAAGGCCGAGGAAAAACUUCCUGAAUCAACUGGAAGCGAUUUAUCACUCACGGUAGAAGGGGAGGCCCCUAAUUUGGGAACAAAAUCCACGACGGCUGACAAAGCUGGUUCAGGAGAUGAAAAAUUGGACCUAUUUGAGGAGAACUAUAAGGAACUUCGCAAGUGGGUAGAUACAGCGUCAUCGAAGUUUGCUCUACUGACGGUGAAACGAGAAGAUCGAGCGGGGCGUCAUGGAAUUGCUAUAAAGGCAUUGAACGACUUAAUUCAAGAUGAUAGCAAGCCUCCUCAAAAGAACCUGUUUGAGUUGCGAAUUCAACUCUUCGAGAAAAUUGGUUGGGCUCAUAUUGCGGCAUAUGAACGAAAAUGGUUGAGUGUAAGGUUUCCAUCUGGGUAUCCUCUUUUCUAAACUUCAGGAUUAGCUGACAGCAAGAGUCCAAGGUUAGAAACCAACAGCCGUCUGGACAACAGGUAGAAUCAGAAAGCCCCGAUUAGUUGGGGUGAAUUGCCACUCGAUUGGAUUGUGAUUUUUGUUAGGAAUCACCUCAUAAGCCCGAAGCUUUUGCGAGGAGUUUAGGUGAUUUUAUAACGACCUCUUCAUAACUCGCCAGUGAGAUCUAUUCCUGCAGCUCAUGGACUCAGUAGAAGACAGCCUGUUAUCAGGUUUUCGUGAGGGUUCAUUGUAGUCUAGUCAUUAAAUUAUACAUUAAUAACACCGCCAUCACAUAUAUGGUUGUAUUUGUUUUUCUGAAAUGUACCUGAAUGGGAAGGCAUGAGAACAGUGUCGCAUGAUUUCUGGUCAG